Messenger RNA from Anopheles marshallii, 1197 nucleotides. It is a transcript of the gene Or13a, whose product is annotated as odorant receptor 13a. Gene Ontology annotation, biological process: sensory perception of smell; detection of chemical stimulus involved in sensory perception of smell. Gene Ontology annotation, molecular function: olfactory receptor activity; odorant binding. The transcript has 7 exons. Lineage: Eukaryota; Metazoa; Arthropoda; Insecta; Diptera; Culicidae. The record is from RefSeq and is a predicted model, not a curated record. The coding region runs from base 1 to 1197 and encodes 398 amino acids. Gene Ontology annotation, cellular component: plasma membrane.
AUGGCUCGAUUUGUUCUGCACGAGGUGCGCUACGUGUUGAUGGCGAUGGUUUAUUCCUCGCGGUGUUUAGCAGAAAAGAUACAAAAUUCUACGGUGGAUCAAUGCAUCUACUGGUUUCUUACGCUCAUUCCGAUCGCCAUGCUGUGCAUCCCGCAGUUUUCGUAUUUGCUGGUGGAUACCAAGGACCUUUUUGAGUUCGUGUUGGUACUGGUGCCCAUCUCGGAAAUUCUGCUAACGAAUCUAAAAAUGAUUAUUUGCAACAUGAAACGGGAAAAAAUUAUUAAUCUCAUUAAUGAACUGCAGGCGGAAUGGAUCGAAUACCAAAAGUCGGAACAUAUCGAAAUCCAGCGGCUGAUUACAGCCACCGCAAAGAAGACGCGAAUGUUUGUCAUCAUCUACACGACUGGUUUCGUGGUUAUUUGCUUGGAAUAUGCAUCCCUGCCGUUGUUCAAGUUCGUUUUUCAUAGCAUUUUCAACAACAACCAAUCAAACUAUACCAUCACGAUACCAUACUCCUCAAGGUUCUUUUACAGCACGGAAAGUACCACGAGCUUCGCACUGACAUAUUUCUUCAUAAUGAUAGCAGUCUACCUUCUGGCGCUAACGCUCAGUGGCUUCGAUAGUUUAUUUGCCACUCUGGCGAUGCAUAUUACGACGAUGUUUAAGUUUUUAAAAAUAGAAAUCGAUCAACUGGAACUGGAUCUGCACGCUGGAACGAAUCGUGCGGAGGUCCACGCCAAGCUGAAGCAAAUAAUAUUGAAACACAAAUCUAAUCUCUCUCUAAUCGAUCAGCUCGAGGAUGGUUUUAGCUUCUAUUUGAUGGUACAAUUUCUGACCAGCUCGAUCGUCGUUUGUGUUGUGCUGUACAAUCUAACAAUUGUUUUCGGAUGGAAUGAGGACACUAUCAAAACGGUAACCUAUCUACCGGGUGCCAUACUGCAGCUGUAUAUAUUUUGCUGGUACGCACAGAACAUCACAGAAGAGGCAAGCUUGGUGGCCGACCAUAUUUACAACAUUCCCUGGUAUUUGAGCGACCCGGCACUGCAGAAAACCAUCCUCACGCUCAUGGUUAAGGCACAGAAACCUGCCGGUGUUACGGCAUCCAAGUUUUACAUGGUCACGUUACAAAGCUUUCAGCGGAUCACUAGCACAUCGUAUUCCUACUUUACGUUGCUUCAAACAAUCAAUCAGCAAUAG